UUUCAUUGUUUAGAGGUUAUGUUAUUGCAGUUGCCCAAAAUCAUGACAGAUCAACAGGUUGCUCAAUUUCGCUGAAAUCAACGGAUGGAAAUUUAUCUAUAUUAAAGGUGUUUUCUGUGAUUUUCGCUGCAAUUUACACUGCCAGAUGGACAUGUGUGACACAAACGUGGCCAACAGGAGCCUAGACAGCUUUCUGGCGGACGAAUUGGCUCCAUUCUCCAUGAGAGAGCUUUCCGGCGGCGAGCGUUCGCCAUCACCCAUCGAGAGCACGCCAAAUACUUCACUGGACAGCCCAUCACACUUCCAGGAACUUUCUUUUGAUUCGCCAGACGCCAAGACGUCUCUUCAGGCAGACUGUGAUAUCAGCUUCGUCUCGAUUGAGGACGUGGAUGCGUGCAUAACGCCGCGGCCAAAUUCCAGGGAGCGACAGGAGAGUCUAGAGACCAUCUUUGAGGACGUGCUUUUGGACACACCGCCUCGGAAGCAUCAACACACUUCUCUCAUACGCAAGAUGGUGCAUCGGAAGUUCCUGGAGCACAGCCCCGAAGGAUAUCCCAACAAUUCUCCGGAUUCACCCACAGGAUCUCCUCUCCGGAAGAGACUGAAGGACAAAUGAAUCGACAACACUGUGAAGUGCAGGAUUUUGAUUUGGUGAAUUCUUUUAAUUUGGCAUAGUUUUUUUUUGUUUAAAAACAAAGAGCAUAACCUCACAUGUGGAAAAAUGCUUCCCGGCUGACUGAACUCAGUACUGAAUAAUAUACAAAUGCUCUCUUGGUAAUUAAGAAUUUUGUAGAUGAAAACUAUUGAAUUUGUGUAAAAUCAUUUUAUUUGUAUGCUUCAAUGCCAUACUUUGUGAAU
Phlebotomus argentipes is the source of this 858-nucleotide messenger RNA. RefSeq lists its product as uncharacterized. The record is from RefSeq and is a predicted model, not a curated record. Lineage: Eukaryota; Metazoa; Arthropoda; Insecta; Diptera; Psychodidae. The transcript has a single exon. The coding region runs from base 146 to 616 and encodes 156 amino acids.